Molecule: messenger RNA, 1281 nt
Organism: Thlaspi arvense
Lineage: Eukaryota; Viridiplantae; Streptophyta; Magnoliopsida; Brassicales; Brassicaceae
Source: the annotation of a GenBank genome assembly
AUGGGUCAUCUGUCACGUCUUUUCUUGAUCAUUUUUUGUUCCUUACCCUUCAAAUCCCUCACAGAAGCUAAAAUUGGAGGAUUCACGGUUGAGAUUAUUCCUCGUCACUCAAAGCUCUCCCCAUUCUAUAAUCAUUCUGCUACGCUUAGAGAUCGAUCAAGGAAUGACGCCUUUCGAUCCAUAGCGCGGGCGAAACGCUUCAAUCCAUCUUCCUUAUACACUAACUACAUUGGAUCUGUCGUAUAUCCAGGUGAGGGAGAAUAUCUCAUGAGGCUCUCAAUUGGGAAUCCUCCAAUUGAAGUUCAAGCAGUUGUCGAUACCGGGAGUGAUCUUGUUUGGGUUCAAUGUGCACCCUGUCAGCAAUGCAACAAUCAAAAUGCUCCUCUCUUCAAUCCCAUGGCAUCUUCUACCUACGCUGGGCUUCCCUGUAAUUCUCAACCUUGUCAAAAUUUAAUAGAAAGUCAAUGUAGCGCAUCAAAUUACGAGUGCCUAUACUAUUCUACUUACGCAGAUAAGUCAUAUUCGAGUGGAACCUUGGCUAUAGACACCUUGACCUUCGAUCCCAUCGAUGGCCAAGGUGCUACUUUGUCCAACGCCGUGUUUGGCUGUGGGCACGACAACGGAGGCAACCUUGGUUCCGGACUUGUAGGCCUAGGGGCGGGACCGCUAUCCUUGGUUUCUCAACUGGGUCCUCAUAUUGAUUAUAGAUUCUCGUACUGCUUUCCUGCCACGAACUCUGCCAGUAAACUCAAGUUUGGAGGAGAAUCAAUUCUGUCAACGCCUGGAGUGGUUUCAACCCCCUUAACAUUUUCUAGCUUACAAAGUUACUACUAUCUCACUCUCAAAGGAGCAAGUGUAGGGAACAAGAAGAUAGUAAAUAGUGAGGUGUCCUCCAAUGAAGGUAACAUUAUCAUCGACUCCGGGACAACCCUAACUAUGUUGAAAUCAAGCUUUUAUAAUAAUCUGCAAGCUGCGUUGAGGGAGACAAUUAAUUUGGAGACAAUCCCAGACCCAGACGAAAAUUAUGGCUUGUGUUAUGAUCAACGUUCAUUUAGCAAUAUCCCCGAGAUGACAGUGGUGUUUCACUUCAAUGGAGCAGACAUUCCACUCAAGAAAUUCAACCUGUUCAAAGCCAUAUCCACAAAUUUGACUUGUCUGGCAAUGUUACCUACAGAUGGUGAAUCCAUAUAUGGCAAUAGGGCUCAAAUGAACUUUCAGGUGGAGUAUGAUCGUGCCAACAAUCAGGUCUCCUUUGCCCCUGCAAAUUGUGCUCAGUUCUAA